CAUGCAUCUGCGCUCGCUCCUUUCUUUCUUCCUCCCUUUCCUGUACUUCCGUCGGGUCAUUUACAAACACUAUCUCAUCGCCGCUGUACCCUGUUUACAAGACCGUUCCACAUAAGAAUGUCUGUCAAAGGAGCCCACGUGGAGCCCGUUCGGAUCAGCACCCUUGAGUUUCAGAUCUACGAUAUUGUCUUCUCGAAACAGCUGGUCGCACUGUACCAGAUUUCAUACACAGAGACGGUCGUAGGAAGCCAUGCAGACGAGGCACAAUGGCACAAGGAGGCGUUCUUUCACGGCACAGGCCACUGUGGCUGCUUGCAAGCAAGGAUUACCAACCCAGAAAACCAUAUGGUCCUUGCUCACCAGUGGUGUGGCAGCAUGCGCUGUGCAACCCAGGGUAUCUUGAACCACGGCCACCUGAGAACUAUGUGUGCUUCCAACGGACACUUCUUUUCGCCGUCGUUGACUAUUCCACGAGAAUUUGCAGCGAAGAAAUCGGGAGUCCAUCAACACUUGCCCAUCUUCAUUUGCCGAGCCCGCAACAUCACUCGACACAAACCUGGAGGAGACGACGUGUACUACGUUGCGAAUGACCAGGACAUUCUCCCAUUUUACCUGGCAAUCGUUCGACGGAAGUAACUGGCAUCCAUGGUCUUUCAUUAGAGUCACUUCAGACAACAGACGCCCAGUACUGCGGUAUUGCAAUAUCUGUACUACCAAUAGUCCUUCAAUGCAGCUCGUCUGCCAGCAAUUUCAACAAAGGCAGCUUUACUUGAUAAUCUCGCAAAAUGAAAAAACCUCUGUUCCU
Messenger RNA from Gamsiella multidivaricata, 805 nucleotides. RefSeq lists its product as uncharacterized. Lineage: Eukaryota; Fungi; Mortierellomycota; Mortierellomycetes; Mortierellales; Mortierellaceae. The record is from RefSeq and is a predicted model, not a curated record. Bases 118 to 636 code for a protein of 172 amino acids. The transcript is spliced from 3 exons.